Molecule: messenger RNA, 4005 nt
Organism: Plasmopara halstedii
Lineage: Eukaryota; Oomycota; Peronosporomycetes; Peronosporales; Peronosporaceae
Product: integrator complex
Exons: 10
Coding region: 1-4005 (1334 amino acids)
Biological process (GO): snRNA processing
Cellular component (GO): integrator complex
Molecular function (GO): protein binding
Source: RefSeq, a predicted model, not a curated record
AUGAAAGUGAUCCAACUUGGUGGCUCAAACGAUGGACUUUGCCACUUUUUGAGCUUAGGCGGCUUGGAAAUGCUCCUCGACUGCGGUGUCAAGUUACAGUCGCUGCAGAAAAUUGUCCAACAAGAUGGAAGUUCUGUCUACCGUCUAGAUCUUCCAAAGCUUAAUUCUGUGGACCCAAGUUCUCUGGACGUGGUGCUGAUAUCAAACCAUCAGACUCUACUGGCGCUGCCAAUACUAACAGAAUUUUUUGGCUUCACGGGCCAAAUUUACGCUACGCAGCUCACUCUUGACUUUGGGCGUGUGUUUCUGGAAGAAUUAGCAGCUUUGACGCAUGGAAAUAACUUUGCAAACUUCACUUAUGUAGGAGUGACGGAUGUAACGGAACUUCCAAUGUAUUCGUUGGAAGAGAUCAAGAGGUGUUGCGAGAAAGUCAACUGUGUGGAGUACGGAGAGGUCGUAAAACUGGGGUAUGGCGUGCAAGUUACAGCAUUGAGUUCAGGAUUUACUUUGGGAGCAAGUACUUGGCUGGUCGAAGGACCGAACGACCGGUUGGCAUACGUUGCUGGAGCGUCAGGAGACUACAAUCGUCAUCCAAAAGAAUUAGAUUUGUUGCCGCUUGUGGAUUGUGAGACGUUAUUGUUGUCAAAUUUAAAGCCAGAUCGGGACCCUCAUAGCAAUACGGAAAGAAUGGUCGAGCGAGUAUUAAGUGAAAUAAACAAAGUCCUGGAGCGUGGAGGCGUGUGUUUACUACCAAUAGCGCCUUGUGGCAUCAUGUUUGAUCUCAUCGAGGCAGUGUAUGCUGCAUGUGUCCAGAGCAAGCAGAACGUUCCAAUGUACUUUAUCUCGGAUUUCGCGACCCGUGUCAUGGAAUUAACUCAGCUUGGAGCGGAGUGGCUGUGUGAAAAAAAGAUUGAGAAAUUGUAUGCUGGUGAAGAUGCCUUUCUGCACGAGUCUCUAAGAAAAAAAAACCUGUUUCAUGCUGUAUCUAACGUGUCAGCUGUCACGGCGGCUACCUUUCAGAAUGGUAGCAUCCUCUUCGUGGGCCACCCAUCGCUCAAAUUUGGUCAUGCUCCACAUUUAAUUAAUAUGCUGGGAAAUGAAAGUCGAAAUGCAGUCCUCCUGACUGACCCAUCUGUCGAUGCGACUAAAGCCUUUGCCAAUUUUCAGGAUCUUCCAAUUGAAAAAAUUGCAUGCCCAAUUGAUCCGCGAUUAAGUUGUGGAGAUGCCAAUCAGUUUAUUGCGCGUUGCUGUCCCCACAAUCUGAUCGUUCCAUAUGAAUUUACGAUCGCACAAACUGGUACUGCAGGUGAUGGAGCGGAGACAUCGUCGCACUUUGCACGUAUUCUUCCGCUUCAUGAGCUUACAACCGCGAAAUCCAAGAUUGAGCUGCAAACCUUUCCAAUAAAGCAGUUUGAGCCCAUUAUAAUCGAGAAGCCGUCCAAGUAUUUUGAUGGUAAACUUGACCCGAAGCUUGCAGCACAAGCCACAAUUACCGAGGUAAAUGGGAAAGCUGCAGCAUGCAUCAGUGGCGUGCUUCGAGUCAGACGAGGUACCUUUAUGCUAGAACCGUCGUGUGAUACUCCUUUUCCUCUUGACAACAACGACGCCUCAAAACUCAAGAGCAGUGGAAAGCGCAAAGCGUCUUUAAUCACCGAAGAAGAUAUGACCAGAUCACUCCGAAACAUAGUCUACAAGGAACCAAGCAGUUUUCUCAUGGGCCAAGUGAGCGAAGAAACGCUUGAAAAGCAAGUGAAAACGCACGAUCCGCGAGCUCAAGUCUACAUCUCACAGGGCCAAGGAGAUGCAGACGUCUUUAUGAGUAUUCCGUCUCUAGAUGCCCGCAUUACCUUGUGGAAAGAGACUGGCAAGACUCUAAUUGAGACGGAAAAAGAGGAUGCUCGAGCUUUGUUGACAUCGUUCAUUUUAGCUCAACUGGUAGUGGUCACCCAGGAUUUGUGUCGAGAGCUGUGGAAAAUGGAGCGUGUCGAGGAUGGUUUGAGCCUAAACAUUGUCCCGCCAUUGUUUCAUGCUGGUAUUUCAAACAAGUUCACCAAGCGCCAUCAUAAUAAUUUUCGCGAUACCACGUUGACAGCAGCUUCUGCAGCAAAAGAGCGAGCAGAGCGUAAGCUAGUACGACAAGCAGAUGCGAUUGAGAAACAACAGCAAAAGAUUGACAAUGAGAUGAAGAGAAUCGCUGAGAUGACUCAAAAUCUACAUCGCCAACAACUUCGUGAAGCCAAUCGUCUUCGAAAUCGACUUGUCUUUGCCGCAUCGAAGCUUCAAGGUGCUUAUCGACGCCAUUUGAGACGCUUGGACCAACAGAAGCAAGAAGCUGCUGAGGUUAUUCAGACUGUAUCGCGGGGAUUUCUUGCUCGACGUUUGUGUUGCGCACUACGUUUGGAGCGCGAAUUGAACAUUCAAAACCGCUCGGCCAAGAUUAUUGCAAGGUUGAUUCGACGAUUUACAGCUCGAAUCGUUCGAGCGAGAGAAUUGAAACUCCGACAUUGGGCAGUAUGUAGCAUUCAGAGUAUUGUCCGCAUGGCUGCUGCUCGAAGUCACGUUCAAGCUCGGCGCAAAAAGCUGACGGAAGCAAAACUGCAAUUUCAAGCUGCAGUCAUAAUUCAAUGUAACACGCGAGCUUUCUUGACGCGACUAAUUUACCUCGACGUUCUUUAUUUGAUUUGUCGAAUUCAAGCUGCUAUGCGUGGAUUUCUCGUGCGACAUCGUUUGCGGUGGCUCCGAGCAGUUGAUGAUAAUGCAAUUUCGAUUCUGCAAGCUCAUGUACGUGGCUUUUUAGCCAGGAGAAGGUAUACAAAUGAGCAAGUCAAUAACCAGAAGGGUGCCAAAUUAAGUAGUCGAUCAAGUAAAUUGUUUACUUUGAGCUCAGAAACAGAUUUGCGAGUGCCAGGUUGUCCACAAGUACGAGCAUCUACCUGCUCGAUCGAAAAUGUUGUGAAGCUUAAAACCUAUGCAAUGUCAACUCGUGCAAGAUUAUCAACUAGAAUUGGAUGGCAACCAAAACGGUCGUACUGGCUGCCAGCAGGUGCCAGCUUUAAUCAACGGCUACCCAUGAUACCAGUACUUAAGCGUUUGAUGGUGCUGGAUCAAGUCACCGCAGGUAAUAAAGACUUUCUUGGAGACGACUUUCAGCUUUUGAAUCAGAGCUGGACACCUAAAAAGCGACCGCAACAGAAACCGAGCUCGGUUCGAUUAAGUCCCGUUGUAUUACCGUCGAGUAGUGUUGCAAGUUUUGAACGAGUGGACCAAAACGCCAGUAGAUUUGAUGAAGAGGAACGAAUUCGUCAGAAAGAAGACCUUAAACAAAAACUAACCACUCGACGAAACGCUGAAAAACGCCGACAAGCUCACUACUUGAAACUACAAAGUUUUGUUGAGCAUGAAGCUAAUGAACGGAGGCUGAUGGAGCGAGAAGAAAAACUUGUACGUCUUCAGCAUAAAGUUCUACGCAGACGGUCGAGAGAGGGAAAAAUUCGUCAGUUGACACAUCAUCAGCGACAAGAAGAGCGAGAACGACUUGCAAUGGUGCGAGAAGAGAGGCAUCAAAGAUUGCAUCUCAAAUUUUGUGCUCGUCAGCGGCUGAAAAAGCGUCAACAACUUGCCAUGGCGCCUACAACAUUUCGUGAAUUAGAACUGCAACCUCCAACAACUUCAAAACGUUACGAAAAAAACAUGCGUUCAAAUUCUCGUCAAACUGUUAAAAAAUCUCAUGAAAGCCGAGAUGACAAUGUCAACAAGUUAUCAUCUCUGAACAUCAUACCGACUUCGAUGAAACGACGUAAGCGUUUGGCUGGCUCGAAGAAGUCUGGCAAGCUGGUGCAUGCGAAAAAAAAAAGAAUUCGAGGAAAGAACAUGAAGAGCAAAACAAUAGCCAUGCGUCUAGUGAAACCUCUUGAAAACAAGAUAGCAACUGAAGAAAAUGUGUGCGAGUACGGCGAAGAAUUUGAAGAAAUCGUCGACGAGGCAGCUCUCACUUCUUUAAUGUGA